Messenger RNA from Australozyma saopauloensis, 1719 nucleotides. RefSeq names its product M20 family metallopeptidase. The coding region runs from base 1 to 1719 and encodes 572 amino acids. Lineage: Eukaryota; Fungi; Ascomycota; Pichiomycetes; Serinales; Metschnikowiaceae. Gene Ontology annotation, molecular function: metallocarboxypeptidase activity. Gene Ontology annotation, cellular component: fungal-type vacuole lumen. The transcript has a single exon. The record is from RefSeq and is a predicted model, not a curated record.
AUGAGAGGACUUCCAAUCGACAAACCAACCAAUCCAAGCAAGCGGAAACUUGGAACCAUUGCAAUUGCCAUUGCGGCAAUUGGGUCCAUGGCUCUCAUCAUGGAUCUUCUUUUGACUGGAUAUCUGAAGAUGUACUUCACCAAUGAUAAACCUGAGGGGGUAUGUCCAAUCUGGGAUAUUCAAAGACCAAAAUCGUUCAUAGAAAAUAACGGAUCGGUUGUUCGUGAAAUCCUAUUUGACGAGAAGUUCCGUAAUGGCUCUGCCGCAAAGCUUUCGGGUAUGGUCCAGAUCGAUACCCAAAUGCGCGACAAUCCUCCAACGGUCGAGGAUGACCCAGAGUAUUGGUCCAGAUUCAAGAAACUCCACCUGUAUUUGGAAACCACUUUUCCAGAAGUUUAUGAAACCGCAGAUGUCGUAAAAAUCAAUACCUAUGGUUUGGUUUUCACCUGGAAGGGCUCAGAUGAAAAAUUGAAGCCACUUAUGCUUGCUGCACACCAGGACGUUGUUCCAGUCCAAAAAGAUACUUUGAGUGACUGGACGUACCCUCCAUUUGAAGGUCAUUAUGAUGGGGAGUAUGUGUGGGGUCGCGGAUCCUCAGAUUGCAAAAAUGUCUUAUCGGCAAUUUUCGAAGCUUUGGCGCUUUUGAAGAAAAAUAAAUUCAAACCAACCAGAACAAUCGUGCUUGCCUUUGGCAUGGACGAAGAGGUCUCUGGACGGUUAGGUGCUGGCCACAUCGCUCCAUAUCUAGAGAAGACGUUUGGAAAGAAUUCAAUGUAUGCAAUUGUUGAUGAGGGUGCAGGUAUGUCGAUUGAGCCUUCAACUCAAAGAAUAUUUGCUUUGCCCGGUACCCGCGAGAAGGGAUAUCUUGACAUUUCUACCGAGCUUAUCACACCUGGAGGUCAUUCUUCAAUUCCACCUGAGCACACUUCCAUUGGAAUCAUGGCAGAGCUCGAAAAACUCAUUGAAGGCGACCCAUACAAGGCCGUUUUUACUCCUGAGAAUCCAACUUUCGAGUUUUUGCAAUGUUUAGCCGUUCACGGAGGCGACAAAUUAAGCUGGAGAUUACGUAAGUCAAUUUUGCGCUCCGGAUACGACAAAAUUGCCAAUUCCUACGUUAUCAAAUACUUGACCAGCAACAGAGUCACCAAGUAUUUGGUCCAGACAUCUCAAGCCAUGGACAUCAUCAGAGGUGGAGAAAAGAACAAUGCUCUUCCCGAGAGUGUUCAAUUAUUGACAAACCAUAGAGUUGCCAUUGAGUCCACCAUUCAAGAAGUUACCGACAGAUUUGUUUCUCGUGUGCACGCGGUCGCUAAAAAAUUUGAUUUGGGUCUCAAGGUCAAUGGCGAAACCGUCUUGGAGUCUACAAGCAAUGGCCAUUUUUCAGUAAAGGAUGCAGGGCACAGUCUCGAAGUCGCCCCAAAAACCCCAAUUGGAGAUAAAGUAUGGAAGGAAUUAGCUGGCGCCACUAGACAUGUCUACGAGGAUGCAGUCUUCACAAAUCUCACCGAACCCAUUAUCGUUGCACCCGCAAUUAUGACGGGAAAUACCGACACAAGAUACUACUGGAACUUGACACACAAUAUUUUCCGGUACACACCCGUCCUUGCUGGCUUUACCGACUCUCGGAUUCAUAGCGUAGACGAAAGAAUGGGCAUAGACAACCAUUUGCGCCUUAUUGCCUUUUUCUACGAGUAUGUGCAGAUCGUGGACGAGGCAUAA